UCAAAUGCACGUAACCUUUCUCCUCCAGGUCUAUGAUAUAACUUUAGGCCCUAUAACUUUGACAAAAUCUGAAGUGCUCUCAGAAUGGUACACAUACAAAAUUACUGACAUGCCUGAAUUAUUUUUAAAAGAUUUUUGCGGGAUAGAAGCGGUAGCGCUCAUUUCGUUAGCAUGCUAGGACAAAGCUGAAAAAGUUCAGCUCGAGGUCAUGCUGAAUCUUACAUGGGGCACUGUGAUUAUAGUACUACCAUGGCUUGCGUGGGAUCUGGUCUUAGGUCCCGCUUUCGUGGCUGUCUGCUGGGUUCAUUAGCUGGUGACUGCCUAGGGAGUCCCUAUGAGGGUGGCAUCCUAGUCGCCAAGGGCAUCACCCUCAUGGAAGAGGUUGUAGACUUCAUUCGGGGUCUAGACAGCAAACGUGAAGCCCGCAAACUUUAUUUCACCGAUGACACAGCAAUGACCCGCUCUGUGGCAGCAUCUCUCAUCCACUGUAAAGGCAAAUACAGUGCCAGAGAUAUGGCACAAAGAUUUUCAGAGGAAUUCGCCAAAGAUUCUGGCCGAGGGUAUGGCGCCAAUGUUGUGUCUAUCCUUCCUGCUCUUGGAGAUGCAAGCACAGAGGACAUCUAUGCACCAGCGAGGACACAGUUUGAUGGCAGAGGCUCUUACGGUAAUGGCGGUGCCAUGAGAAUAUCACCUGUGGGUCUGUGCUCCAGCAAAAACUUAGAAAGGGUGAUUGAGAUAGCCCGAGAGAGCUCCAAACUCACCCACUCCAAUCAGCUGGGCUACUGCGGUGCUGUCUUGCAAGCCUGUGCCAUCCACUCGGCCCUGCACUCGGACCCAGCCACGCUGGACACAGGCACAUUCGUGGAUGGGCUGUCCCGGGUCAUGGAUAGAGUGGAAGAAGGAGGGCAAGACGGAAUAUACGCCGGCAGGCUGAGGUUACUGAAGACCAUGCUGAAGGCUGACCCCAGCACAGAGGACGUGGCCAAAAAAUUGGGCAAUGACAUAGCUGCCCACAAGUCCGUGCCUGCGGCUAUCUAUUCUGUCCUCAGGUGCCUGCAACCUGUCCCCGGCAUACCUACCGACAACCGGCUGGAGAGGACCGUGAUCUAUGCCAUCUCCCUGGAUGGUGACACGGACACUAUUGCCUCCAUGGCGGGGGCCAUCGCGGGGGCACUAUAUGGCAGCGAGGAGGUGCCCAAGGUGUGGCUGGACGUCUGCGAGGGAGUGGAUCACGCCCUGAGCCAGGCUGACCAGCUUUUUGACAUUAUGGUGGGAGAAGGUGGGGUAGGUGAAUAGAAGUAAAAUUCUAUUGAAAUUGGAGGAUUUGGGACUGUUAGGGCUAUUCCUAACAGUCCCUAAUCCUCCAAUUUCAGUCUGAUUUUACUUACACCCAAGGGGGGUUAUGGCUAAAGAAGCGGUUUAGAAAGCCUUCUCUGAUCUGUAUUCCAACGGGAAAACAAGAUUGUGGGGACUUUGGUUGUAAGCUGCAAUGUUUAGGGUCCCUACAAUAAGUAUCUUACAACAAGGGUCUAGUUCCCAGAACUACUUAACUAGAUUGUAUGGACUCUUACAUAUCCUCGGCAUAACACAUUCUGCUCAUUUCUCAAGGCUACGGUUUCUGUUUGGCUUCAGCUUCAACAUUUGCUUUUUUGGUUAUUUGCUUUUAAGUGCUUUUUACGACCAGAAGGUGUUGAUUAAUUUUGCAGAUGUGUUAUCUUGGGCAUACAGUAUGCUGUUUGUCAGCGGCAGAAAUUGUCCAAAAUUUGUAACACUGCCUAUUACAUUUCCCCUCCAUGUGGAGUCUGUUUGCAACUGUGAGCUUGUAAAUUUGCCGAAAAAUCCUGCAAACAGUGUAACUGCAAUGAACUAAAUACAUUCAGAGUCUUUGGUUAAUUGAAUUUUAUUCAUCAGUUUAACAGAAAUUUUAAACAUUUUUGAUGGUUUUUCUCGGGAGCAGGAAUAUGAGCAAAAAGUUCACCUUUCACUCUCUACCCAGUAUCAUCAGUCGAUAGUUAACUGGACAUUGCAAUCUCAAAUGUGCUUGAUGAAAUGGGCCACUUUUAUCCAGUAGUCUUGUACAUGAUAAAAGAAGUGCUGCUGAAAAGCUUCCCCUUCUUUGAUGAAAUGUUUCAACAGUUUUUGGUUUUGUUCCCUCAGCUUGCAAAUUUUAUACGCAUUCUCAGGUCCAACUACUGCAAAGUAGACCAUCUCUCCUCCUUUCUCCUUUGACAAAUUCUCUAAUCUGAUUUUAGACUUACAAGAAAUGUAUCACUGCCAAAAAAAAUAAAAAAAUCAGCCUCCGAGCUUCCAAAGUGUAGUGGGAUUACAAGAUGUGCUGCAGAUAUGCAGCUUUUUUAAUGAUCCAGCGUUGUGGACAUCUCACAGUGAAGGUAAAACUUAAUUACACAUAAAGAUAUCACGACUUGUUAAAGAAAAUAUACUGAAUUUACCACAGCCUUUUGAAAAUUAAAUAUGAUACAGGAUUAGUAUAAAUUUCCAAAUAAAGAAAAGUAUGACUUUCUUUA
Molecule: messenger RNA, 2525 nt
Organism: Acanthaster planci (crown-of-thorns starfish)
Lineage: Eukaryota; Metazoa; Echinodermata; Asteroidea; Valvatida; Acanthasteridae
Gene: adprs
Product: ADP-ribosylserine hydrolase
Cellular component (GO): mitochondrion; nucleus
Source: RefSeq, a predicted model, not a curated record